AUGAUGGCUUCAGGGUUUAUACGUAAACAACUUGGAGUGAUACUACCAAGAAGAACAUUUUACCAAUCGUUUAUAAAAUUUAAUUCCAUACCCGAAUCUCAACUACAAGCACAACCACAACAAACCAAACCUAGACUAAUUUUCGAUGAACAAACUAGAUCUCCAAGAACAAAUAGAAAACCAAAACAAAAUCCAUUUCAGAUUACAGAAAAUUUAACACUUCCUGAAUUAAAAAAAACUAGAAUUGUACCUGAAUUAGAAACUUUUUAUGGUGGAUCACCAAUUCAUGAAUCAAAUUUAAAUAAAGUAACUCAAUUAUAUCAAAGGUUUAAACAUUUACCAACUAGAAUAUUGACACCUCAAGAGAUUGAAUCAAACAAAUUUAUAACUUUUGAAGAAUAUAAGAAAAGAACUUUGAGUGGUACAAGGGUCAGAAGUGUUCAAUUUAAAGAAUUAAUUGACAUGUUGGCAAGAUUAAGAAAUAUUGAAUUUGAGUUAUUACCCAAAGAAGUAAUUGACGUAUUGAAUGAGUUUAAAGAUCCAAAUAUAAGUAAAAACUCCCAAUUGAAAAAUUUUAAAACUUUGGACAGUUUCGGUAGAGCCAAGGCUAUUGCAAAAAGAAAAAAUUCAAGAGCUAUUGUUCAUCUAGUUAAAGGUGAUGGUAAAAUUUUAGUAAAUGGUAUCAAUGCAAUUGAAUACUUUCCAAAUGUGUAUAAUAGACAAUCUUUAACUUAUCCGUUUAAAGUUGUGGAUCAAGAAAAUCAAUAUAAUAUAUUUGUAAAAGUUUCUGGGGGUGGUAUGACUGGUCAAAGUGAAGCUGCAAUGUAUGCGGUAGCUAAAGCAUUAGUUAUAUUUAAUCCAUUAUUAAAAUCAAGAUUAAGAAAAGCUGGAUUAAUGACUGUUGAUAGAAGAAGAGCAGAACGUAAGAAACCAGGUAAAAUGAAAGCAAGAAAAUCACCAACUUGGGUUAAGAGAUAA
Molecule: messenger RNA, 978 nt
Organism: Insectozyma verbasci
Lineage: Eukaryota; Fungi; Ascomycota; Pichiomycetes; Serinales; Debaryomycetaceae
Source: the annotation of a GenBank genome assembly